Linum trigynum is the source of this 2411-nucleotide messenger RNA. NCBI's taxonomy places the organism in Eukaryota, Viridiplantae, Streptophyta, Magnoliopsida, Malpighiales, Linaceae. The record is from the annotation of a GenBank genome assembly.
CGCCACGAUUUACUCCAACUCGCAUCAUUCAAAGAGAAAACAACAGUCACGAUAGAGUAAGCUACAGAUCUAAGACAUUACAACACCAACAAAAAAUCAGGAACCAAGUCAUUGAAGAUGGACGAGAAUCCUGUAGAUGAAGUUUCUGUUGGUUCUGUAGAUGCUCAACAACUCCUGCAAAUUGCAACAUCUUCUGACAAUGCAACAAAAAGCAGACAGCAGCUGGAAACCUCUAUUUCCACCAACAGUGCCAACAAUGAACAAGAAGAAGGUGUGACAUCAAACAGAUCCAAGUCAGACUACACUAGUUUGGGGUUGGCAUUCAAAAUCAUUGAGGAAACAAAACAAUUCUACAAGAACUAUGCUCACGAUCUUGGCUUCAGCAUGAGGGACAUGGGAACUGUCAAACGUUCUACAAAAUGUCAGCCAACCAAAACAACACGAUAUGCUAGGUAUUGUUGCAGCAAAGAAGGGUACAAGACAACAAACAAGUCAAAUCCCAAGAAUAAAGGAUCAAUCGAUGUCAAGGCUUAUCCACGUGUUGUACCAGACACUAGAGUCGGCUGCCCAGCUAUAAUCAAAUUCAGAUAUGAUAUCAAGAAGGAUGAAUGGCUGCUGGACAAGUGGAUAACAAAACACAACCAUGAUCUCCUCCCUCCAAAAUUCAAGCAUGUGUUAAGGUCAAACAAGGGGAUCUCAGAAAUGCAUGCAAUGGUCGCAAAAGUGCAUGCAGAUCGUGGAGUUUCACUACGACAAUCAUACGAGUUGUUCACCACAACUUCAGGGGCGAGGUUGAAUGUACCUUUUACCCCUCAUGAUCUGAAGAACUAUAUCACAGGGACGAGGUAGAAAUCAAUGAAACCAGGCAAAGCAACUAUACUUCUUCAACAUUUUAGUCGGGAAGCUUAUAAGAAUCCAUCAUUCUUCUAUGAAAUUGAGGUGGACAAUAACGAAGAUAUGGCAAGUAUAUUCUGGGUUGAUGCAAGAAUGUGGUUCGACUACAGUUUCUUUGGAGAUACGAUCAGUUUCGACACCACAUACCGGACAAACCAGAAUUAUCGUCCACUAGAUCAGUGUUCCUUGCACUAGUUAAUUUUCAUGAGAUUUCAAAGUUGAAUGCACACCAAACAUUACGCAAUGCAUACCAUAAGUAACAUAAAACCACGCCAAAAACUCUUAAAACAAACGGGAAAAAAAAAACAUGAAACAUUCUUUUUCAGAAUCCUCACCACAAACCUCCUAACCCACACAAAACACGUCCUGAAACACACCAUGUAUAUCAUAAAAGACAGUCUGUUUGUUUCAAUACUUAAUUCUAUGUUGUUCUUUUUUUAACAAAAUUACAGCUUUGUUUGUUGACUUCAACCACCAUCGCGCACUCUGCAUCUUCGGGACUGCUCUCCUAUAUGAUGAAACAACCGCUACAUUCAAGUGGUUGUUCGAUGCAUUCUUGAAAUGUAUGUCAGGCACCCGACCAACAUCAAUAUUCACCGACCAGGCCUGGGAUUAGAUUCGUCAUUCCUGAAGCAUUCCAUGAAUUGUGUACUUUUCAUAUCAAGCAGAAUGCAGUGAAGCAUCUCGACACCAUAAACACAGACAUUCUAGAAUAUCUGAAAUAUGUCACUUUUGUAAUAGAAAAUGAAGAAGAAUUUGAGUACAAUUGGUCAAAGUUGCUACACACAUAUUAUCCAGAAGAAGGCACCAAUCCAAGAAACUGGUUGGAUUCAAUUUACAAGGUGAGGAAACAGUGGUCUUCAGCAUGGUUUAAGGACCACUUCACAACUGGUAUGCGAAGCUCACAACUGAGUGAGUUUUGUAACAGCAACCUCAGAAACUACCUUCAAUCAGAUGACAACCUAGUUGAGUUCUUCACAUACUUCAACAAGUUGCUCGAACGGAAAAGAUCAGACGAAAUGGACAUGGAUUAUCAAAUGGCAAACACAGUCCCAAACAACAUAUAUGUAUUACUUCCUUUAUUUUAACUUUUUAUAAUGUAGAAUGCAUCCACAAGUCUCCUUGUGCAAACAAAAAACAGUAGCAAACACCCCCACAAUCGAUAUAAAACCCUACCAGAACAGUAGAAUACAAACCAGACACCACCCUAAACGACCCAUAAACCCUACAAUCCACACCAUACAUCACCUAAUACAACUCAUAAACUCCACAAUGCACACUGCACCACCUUAAACAACCCAUGAACUCCACAAUCCACACCACGCACGACUUAAAAUAACGGCUAAAUUACACAUUUGGUCACUCAGAUUAUACAAACCUUUCACGUUUGCCACCCGAAUUACUUUUCUUUCUUAUUCGCCACUAACUUUGAGAAUCGUUUCACCGUUAGUCACCGGCCGUUACAUUCCGUUAACUUUGUCCUACGUGGCAGUCAACUAUAAAAUUUGACUGUUAAC